GUCCAGCAUGGCGGCGCCCUGCGCUGUCGGUGUGCCUGAUGAGGGAGACGGUUCCGAAAUAGUGUUUAGUUCGGUAGAAUCACCUGCAAACGAAUGUAAGAGACCGCAGUUCGGAACCCGUUACCUGAAGGACCCGCGUCAGGUUUUUCAACACAAUGCGUGGGAUAAUGUAGAGUGGACUGAGGAACAGGAGGUGGCUGCCAGACAGAAGGUCCAAGAAAACAGCCAGCCCCUUCCAACUGAGAAGCAAGAGGAGUACGAUGUUCGUGCCAAUGAGUACUGGAACGACUUUUACAAGAUCCACGAGAAUCGUUUCUUCAAGGAUCGGCACUGGCUUUUCACCGAGUUCCCAGAGCUAGCGCCAAACUGUAGACAGCACCAGAACUCCAGGACAGAGGGUGCUGGCGAGGGCCCUGUCCAUUCUGAUGCAGGUCAGAGCCAGAGCAGUGAUGUCACCAGUGCUUCACCUGCCCCCGAAGGCGAUUUCCCGGGCUCAUCCUGCACAUACCGCAUCCUGGAGGUUGGCUGUGGUGUGGGAAAUACAGUUUUUCCCAUUCUGAAGACAAACAAUGAUGCUGGGCUCUUUGUGUACUGUUGUGAUUUCUCCAGCACAGCAGUCGAGCUGGUCAAGGCGAACAUGGAAUAUGACCCUGACCGCUGCUUUGCCUUUGUCCAUGACCUUAGUGACGAGGCGGCCUCCUUCCCUGUCCCAGAGGGCAGUCUGGACGUCAUUGUGCUCAUCUUCGUGUUGUCUGCCCUCCACCCGGACAAAAUGCAGGCAUCCAUCAGAAGACUGGCACAGCUGCUGAAGCCAGGGGGAGUGUUGCUGCUCAGGGACUAUGGGCGCUAUGACAUGGCCCAACUUCGCUUCAAAAAAGGGAGGUGUUUGUCAGAUAACUUCUACGUUCGAGGGGAUGGGACCCGUGUCUAUUUCUUCACUCAAGACGAACUACACGACAUGUUUACCCAGGCAGGGCUGGAGAAAGUUCAGAACCUGGUGGAUCGGCGCUUGCAGGUGAACCGCGGAAAACAGCUGACCAUGUACCGGGUCUGGAUCCAGUGCAAGUACCGCAAGCCUCGGCUGCAGCACACACCGACGCUGGAGUGAGAAAUGCACCUGACCCUAAAGCUGAGCUGGACGUGAAACCUCACAGAGAGGAACUGGUAUGGCUGCCACAGCAGCAGCAAAGGGGUGUAAAGUUGGUCAAAUGCGGCAGGGUUGAAGACUGAAUACACGGACCAUUCUGAAUGAUGAUUGACAUGCCAUGUGUUGUAAUGGCUUGCCCUUGGUGAGCAGUUCAGAUCAGACCACAAUUCAAAUGUGGAUUUAAGGGCUCUGUGUGGUAAAAUCCAGCAGUAUUAAGGUAAUCAACAUUCUCUUUUGAGCUGGCUGGACAAGGGCUGAAUCUCAACAUGUUUUUAGACUGUUUGCCAUAUUUGGCCAUUUUUAUCCUGAUCCAAGUAAGGUCAUUAA
Messenger RNA from Megalops cyprinoides (Indo-Pacific tarpon), 1474 nucleotides. RefSeq names its product methyltransferase like 2A (gene mettl2a). Bases 8 to 1108 code for a protein of 366 amino acids. The transcript is spliced from 9 exons. Gene Ontology annotation, molecular function: tRNA (cytidine-N3)-methyltransferase activity. Lineage: Eukaryota; Metazoa; Chordata; Actinopteri; Elopiformes; Megalopidae. The record is from RefSeq and is a predicted model, not a curated record.